Messenger RNA from Closterium sp. NIES-65, 1716 nucleotides. The record is from the annotation of a GenBank genome assembly. NCBI's taxonomy places the organism in Eukaryota, Viridiplantae, Streptophyta, Zygnematophyceae, Desmidiales, Closteriaceae.
AUGCAGGACUAUGCGGUCGAGUUUGAAGGCGCAGCACGCAUGCUCGAGAAGCGCUUAUUGGAUGAGGAGAUGAUGCAUACCUUCAUGAAAGACCUUCCUGUGAAGCUGCAGCAGGCACACAUGUUUGGUGGCAUGACCAAUUGGACGACUUACAAGGAGUCGAAGAAGCAGGUGAUCAAAACGGGCAACAUCAUUCGCACGUACAUAAUUGGUCCCGAAAAGUCAGGCCAGCAACCCCGUGCCGAAGGCUCUGGUGGUUAUGGGAACCAACCACAGAAUGCUACGGGUGGAGGCGGUUGGAACAAGCGGCCUUCCCAGCAGCGUGAUCACCAGCCUAGACUGCAGGCCGAGGGUGCUAACGGCUGGGAAGGGAAUGGCCCUUUUUCAUCAGCUUUUAACGUCAGAGACCUGGGCAUGCCGCGAAGACGUUUUGGACGGAGCUUUGUUUCCGGUGAGACGGAAGAGAUCGACCCAUCGUUGCGGACGACGCUGGAGGGCCUCCCGCCUGACAUCCUCUCUCUCUCCUUCUACCCUGGCCCUCUUGUGUCUCUGCCUCCCCCGAUUCCCUUUCUGCAGGAGCGAGCCGCCUUCUGUAGUGCGUGCCCGUCACACAUCUUCCUAGUACCUUGCCUGUUUGACUUCCCUUCAGGGCGUAUGUACAGGAUCGUGGCUGUUGGCGGUGCCAUACGCAAGCAGCAGAGAGCGGACGGGGGUACAGGGGGGGCAACGGGAUUGGGAGGUGAGGAUCAGGGAGUGAGAGAGGCAGCAGGGGAUGGAACAGGGGGGUUGGGAGGGUUCGGAGAGGGUAGAGAGGGGGAGGGGAGAGGACAUGUGGGUGGAGGGGAGGACACGGGGAGAGAGAUGACAGGAGAGGAGGCACCAAGGGACCAGACAGGGCAACAGCUAGAGCAGCUGCAGGGACCAGACAGGGCAACAGCUAGUGCAGCUGUAGGGACCAGCCAGACGUACAGGCCGUGCAGACAUCUCCUCCCGCAUCCCAGACCUCAUCUUCCGCGAUGUUGGGCAGACUAUGAUGAUGGCUCCUGUGGAUGUCUCUAUAGCGGAUCCACAGCCGGAGGGGAACGUACAACUGAGCAGUCGACGCCCACACAGAUUGGAGUGGCAGCAGCUAGGCAGCCCCCCGAAGGCAGCGGGCGCGGGCGCGGGCUGGGGGUGGGCGGCCGGGCCCCUUGGUGGCGGCGGGCGCGGGGGCGAGUCGAGGGCGGUGGCCGGGCCCCCUCAGGGAAGCGAGCAGUGGGCGCGGACGUGGGCCGGGGCGGGCGACCGGGCCCCCGGCGGGCGGUGGGCGCGGGCGCGAGCCGGGUGCGGGCGACUGGGCCCCGCGGGGGCAACGGGCGCGGGCGCGAGCCGGGGGCGGGCGGCCGGGCCCCCUUAGGGGCGGCGGGCAGUCGGCGCGGGCGUGGGCCGGAGCCGGGCGGCCGGGCCCCCCGGGGGCGGCGGGCGUGGGCGCGGGCCGGGGGUGGCGGGCCGGGCACGAUCCAGGGGCGGGCGACCGGGCCCCUCAGGAGCCGCGGGCGCGGGCGCGGGCCGGAAGCGGGCGGCCGGGCCCCCCGAGGGCGGUGUCUGUGGGCGCGGGCGCGGCCCGGAGGCGGGCGACCGGGCCCUAUAGGGGCGGCAGCCGCGGGCGCGGGCGCGGGCCGGGGGCGGGAGACCACAGGGGCGGGAGGCCACGCGGGCGGUUGUCCUACGCAUUAG